CUUUGGGUUUGAGCUCAAUGCUAAAUGUUUUGUUGGUUUAAGGACAGUCCACACUCUGAGCACUGACCUUCGCUCCUUUUGCACUUGUUAUUGAUUAAACACUUCUACAGCUGUAACACAUUCUGACUGCGGAAUCUUCACCUACACUGCAUGCAAGGAAAUUACUAUUUCAAGCAGGAAAUUACAAAUAAUAUUAUAUUCCAAUAUAGGUAAUUAGAAAUCUAAAAAUUGCUAUCAUAGGACUGUAAGGCAGAAGCUUUUCCACAAGCCCAAUGACUGCACCAGGCUCAUCUCUGAGUGUGUUUGCCCUGCGUCUGGGUCCAGGACAGGAGUUGCUCUCGGCUCUGCAGGCAUUUGUGAAGGAGAAGCAGCUCAAAGCCCCGUUUGUCAUCACAUGUGUGGGCAGCGUGACAAAAGCAACACUACGACUGGCCAACGCAACAGCAGACAACACCAAUCAGGUGAUUCAGCUGCAAGAACGCUUUGAGAUAGUGUCUUUAGUUGGCACCCUAAACCCAGAAGCUCAUCUGCACAUCUGUCUGGCUGAUAAGGAAGGCCGGACCGUUGGCGGUCACGUCCUGGGUGACCUGGAAAUCUUCACUACAGCAGAAGUUAUUAUAGGGGAAGCCACAGAUCUGUACUUUUCCAGAGAGAUGGACAGCAGAACCGGCUUUCCUGAGCUGGUUAUUGAUAAACGUCAGGAGAAGACAUAAUGCCUAUUAGUGCAUGGCUAAGAAUGUUGUGUGUACAAAAUGUUUAGAUAUACUUCUUUGAAAUGAAAGGACUUCUAGUAUUAUCAAUAUCAAACAAUAGCUGAAGAAUAAACAGUUGCAUGAAUUAAACUUUAAAAGCUGGACGCAUUUGUUUUUAAGAAUGGCAUUGGGUUUUUUAGUGUGAACAGAAAAUUGAGUCUGAAUCCUAACAAUGAUUUCUCAAAAACGAAUAGUUUAAGAUAAUGAAUAGGGCAACAGGUGAAAGUUUGAUUGGGUGCCAUGAGGUAUUAUGAAUGAAGCAGUUAGUGCACUUCUGAGAGCUAAAAAGAGAAAAUGCCAGGAUGAAUCAAUACAGUAUUAGACAGUAUAAUAUUGUAUUACUGAAAUGCA
Clarias gariepinus (North African catfish) is the source of this 1103-nucleotide messenger RNA. RefSeq names its product bifunctional protein GlmU-like. Lineage: Eukaryota; Metazoa; Chordata; Actinopteri; Siluriformes; Clariidae. The record is from RefSeq and is a predicted model, not a curated record. The coding region runs from base 273 to 713 and encodes 146 amino acids. The transcript has 3 exons.